UCAAGCCGUCGCGACGACGCGUGCGUAUUCUCCCGUAACCGUCGGUGGUGCCACGGAGCCUCGCGGUCGAGACUCGCGUGUACCGCACGCGGCGUGACUUGUCGAGCGUGUGCCCACCUGUUCGCGUCGGCGAUCGUGGCGGGUGGUCUCCUCCCUCCCCCCCCCUCUCCGUGAAUGCGUUCACGCAAUUAGUGCUCCGCUCCCUCCACCACGACCUCCGUCGUCCCGUCUUCGUCGGCAGCGGGCGCGAGCAGAGUUGACAGUGCCAUCGGUCUGAGAUCGCGCGCGCGGACAGCAGUCCUGGUGUGAUUUCGCGAGAGGAUAAUUCGCGUGUAUCGUGGAAGUGGAGUCUCGUGCGGGAGAACGCGUCCGAGUGCGAAAGGAUCGGCGAAGGGUACGGACGGAGGAGGGGACGGUCGUUAUUGACGUUGCUGCUCUCGGAGUGCGGUAUCGGUUUCUGAUCGAGAUCACGGAUCCCUGCGGAGGAACCGCGGCACUCCGCGGUGCAGGACGAGGGGUGUUUCUCGGUGCGAUCGUGUUGACCGCCGACGGGCGAAAGGAUGAUUAAAGGAUCGCCGGGACAUACCUAUUGACUCGUAUCGGCCUGUUUGCGCGCUGAUCAGCCCGCCGUGGAGGACACGACGGCGCUCCUCCGAUAAUCCCGACCGGUAAUCGAGCAACGUCGAUUGAUCCGCGGGGGAAUCAUCGUGGAGGCUCCGGGAUAACUGGGAUUCCCCGUCCGUACGUGAUCUCGUCACGAUGAUUCGUAACGCGCCCAUGUGCCGUUGAUAGGUCGACCGGUGUCUGUGCGUGUGUGUGUGUGAGAGGACGGUACUUCUUGGGGAGCGACUCCGCGAAGAAGGCGCCGACACACCGUCGUCGACCAGGGCUCGUUGAUUACCAGUGCAAAUCGGCCCUUUAAAUGAUGACUGUCGGAUGACGACCGACAUGGCGACGUCGUAAAACCGACGCGGCAUCCCGUCCCCUCCCUCCUUCAUGGACCAUAAGCGAUACCGCGUGGGGAACGAAAUGCGCGCACUCGCCAUCGUGGGACACCGUGAGAAACGCGCUCUUUAACGCGACUCUCGCUUACCCAAAACGUCGCAGGGCGAUCACGCCAUGGCGCAUCGCCAGGAUCGCGCGUGAACGAUCCGCAUGUCUCCUUAGAAAAGGAGAGAGAGAGAGAGAGAGAGAGAAAGGAAGACUCCAACUUCCUCAUCGGGACGAUCCGGGACAAGCUGGUGACUCAGGCGACGUGCUCGGCGCUGGUACCUGACGAAGGUGCAUUCGGGCGAUCGUAAUAAAAAGAGGGAACGGAAGAAAGAAACGUGCGUGCCGACGGUAACGAGAAAAUUGCGCGAACGCGGAGUUGGCGCGUCGACGUAGCAGCCGGGAACGUACGCGAGUGUCAUAAAAAAGAGCACGCGAGGGAUGCGGCCCACGGACGGAGGGUGGGGUCUUCGGGCACCGAUAAGGCUUAUCCGGAGAUACGAUGGCCGACAACUGCGCUCGUCGCCGAGUCGUCGUCAGUCGUAGUGUUCAGGUGCCGUCGACGAGAUCGUCGCUCAGGUCGCAGUGAUAUCGUGAUUCGUGCGUCAUUCGUGAACGGCAGCAGCAUCACCGCCACCACCAUUAACGAGGAGGUGUCUUGAGUGUCUCGCUUCUCCGGAUCAGACGCCCGGUGUGUGAUACCGCGGGUGUCCCCGAGAGGGUUCUCCAGAAGGGUCUCGUAUUCGCAUCUGGGAUCGUGUCGCAGCGUGGAUCUCCUAAUACAACGCUCCUCCGAUACUCGUCUGUAACGAUCUCGAGUUCGUACGAAAGGGACGUAAAAACGAUCGAGCGCGAGAACUCCGCGAGGCUCCUUCAGCACGGGAGCGUGCUUCCACCGGGCGCGCCGCUUUUGCGUCGUCUUCGUCGUCCUCGCCGCUUUGGCGCGCUUUAAGUCCACGUGUGAUGAGUGUGUGCUUCUUCCUGUGCUGAGCUCCCGACCGGUGGAUCGGAACUAUCCGCCGCGAGCGAAUCGCCGCGGGAGGAAACGAAAGCGAAAGCGGAAAGGUGUGCGCGGGUGUGUUUGUCGUUCGCGCGUAGACCGUACGCUUUAGAGGUGUCGAAGCCUGCCUGUUCUCGCGCACGUACGGUAGAGUUUGAGGGUUGACGCCUUCAAACCGCAAGCGUACAAUAAUCCUGUCUUCCUCAAGGAUAAACGAACUCGAGCGAGGGAGGCACCGAGAGCCGGUCGCCAGGCGGACCCCCAUGAAAAUGCUACAGUCGCUGAACGCUCUGGCGGGUAAAAUCUCGCCGGGCUCACCCACCGACAGCAACGCCAACAAGGUGCACAUGCAUAACAACAACAACAACAAUAACAACAACGUGGUGCACCACCACCAUCCGUACUCGAAGCAGCAGGUCCAGCCGUCCCCGUCGCACUCGGCCAACGGCGACCAGAAGGAAAACACCGUAAUGAACAACAACAGCGUGGAGCAGCCGGACCCGGACAACAUAAAGAUGUUCGUGGGUCAGGUACCUCAUGACAUGGACGAGAACGACCUGAGGACGAUGUUCGAGGAGUACGGCCGAGUGCACCAAAUAAAUAUCCUGCGGGACAAGAUCACCGGCAGUCACAGGGGAUGUUGCUUCGUGACCUUUUACACCAGGAAAGCGGCGUUGGCGGCGCAAAACGCUCUUCACAACGUCAAAACCUUCAGCGGGAUGCGCCAUCCAAUCCAGAUGAAGCCUGCCGACAGCGAGAACCGGAACGAGCGCAAGCUGUUCGUUGGUAUGCUGUCGAAGAAGUUCACGGAGAACGAUGUUAGAAACAUGUUCAGCGUUUACGGGAUGAUUGAGGAAUGCUCGGUGCUGAGGGACAGCACCGGGAAGAGUAAAGCCUGUGCCUUCGUUACCUUCGCUAGUAAGCAGUACGCGAUCAACGCCAUCAAAGCUCUACAUCAUUCCCAGACCAUGGAGGGUUGCUCGUCGCCGCUAGUCGUGAAAUUCGCCGACACGCAAAAGGAAAAGGAUCAGAAGAGGAUGCAGCAACUCCAGUCGAAUCUCUGGAACAUCGCGGGAGUCAACAUCACGCCGCAUUACCUGACCAACGACACGCAUACGCUGGCGCCUGCGUCGCUGCAGCUGUUGCAGCAGUUGCAGGCGACGACGAGCGCCGCGACUCCGGUCGCCGCGAACACGGGGGCGAAUGCACUGUCGAAUGUGCAACAUCAGUUGCUGCUGCAACAACACCUUGGCCUUGGUGCGGCAACACCUGCCCACGCCGCGCCCCCCGCCGUGCCGAGUCCGCCGGAAAUCAACCCCGCGAAUCUGCAGAGUCUGGCCACUCUCGCAUCCCUGAGUAAUACUGCUGGUGAGUAUGCGAAUGCGGGAGUGUCACCGAUGAGUAUGCAGAACCUCGUCACCCUGGCAGCCAUGACCGGCGGAAACGGCAAUCUCCAGGUGUCGCCAAACACGUUAAGCGGCCUGGCGAAUUCGACAGCAGGUAUGUCGCUAUCUGCCCUUCUGGGGAAAACAGGAAAUACAGGGUCUACUGGGGGCAGUCUCAGUCCUGUGACAUCCCUUACGCUCAACUCCUUGACGGGCACGCCGUUGAAUGGGCUUCAAGAUUCGCUGAGCAACGCUUAUUCCAGUUUGCAACAGUAUGCAGGGUUCCCGGCGUUCACAGCUGCUGCGGCUGCUGCGGCGGCGGCGGCGCAAAAGACGAAAUUCAGCAACACGGACAAGCAGAUCGAGGGUCCCGAAGGCUGCAACCUCUUUAUCUAUCACCUACCGCAGGAAUUCAGCGACACGGACCUCAUUUCCACCUUUUUGCCGUUCGGCAACGUCAUAUCCGCCAAAGUUUUUAUAGAUAAGCAUACGCACAUGAGCAAAUGCUUCGGUUUCGUGUCGUACGACAACGCGUCGAGUGCGCAAGCGGCGAUCCAGACGAUGCACGGUUUCCAGAUCGGCAUGAAGCGACUGAAGGUCCAGUUGAAACGGUCCAAGGACGCCUCCAAACCGUACUAGCCGACAUCACAGAGCGUUCGUAGCAGGUGGCCUGUGACGUUGUGACCGUGUACUCUCGAUCGGAGUCGCCGUGCCAUGUCAGUCUCAGUCAGUCAAAUCGGUAUCGAUCGUUCGCUCGACCGGUCGAUCGAUCAGUCACGACUCCCCGGUCAGUCUUUCGAUCAAUUUAUCUGUGUCUGUCGGUGCCUGUACAAAGAACAACACCCGCCCAAAACGCGCUCUCACUUCCGCCGUAAGAUCCUCCACUCCGCCGACCUUUUCUUCUCUCUCUCUCUCUCUCUCUCUCUCUCUUUCUCUCUUUCUUCGUCUCCUACCCUCGACCCUCUCGCGCGCCCGUGUCCACGCGAUCGCACCGAGAGGAGAUCGCCGUCGAUCUACGAAAGUCACACACGCUUCGUUCUCUCGAUCUCGUGCGCGAUACGCUUACGGCCGAAUUCCCGUGGACGACCGUCGGACGAAUUCACGCGGACGCCGGAGGUGUGCGGCAAGUCGCGACCGAAAAAACUGCUGCGCGCAUGCCGAGGAACACGACGGAGAGAAAACGCCAGGAAAGCGGAACGAGAGGCGGAAGACGAUGCACCGACGGCCGAGCUGGGUUCCUCGAACGAAGCUAACGCGCUAUGUUAACCGUCUGUCCACCCCGGUCCUCUGUAUAUACAGAUAUAUAAAUAUAUUAUACAUAUAUGUACAUACGCAUAUAUGUGCACGUGUGUAUGUGUGUGUAUAUGUGUGUGCGCGUGUGUGUGUGUGCGUGUGGUAUAUGCGAAUGUACGCGCGUAUGUCGCGGACGCGGCGAGAAUUCUCGUAGCUAACUCGCAAUGAGCGACGCUCUUCGUCUUACGCGGUCUUCACAAUGAAGCAGGACAAAAAGACAAAAGGAACGCGCGGCACGCGCCGCAAACCGUGUGCGAGAAAUUUCUUAUACAUAACUAUACAUAAACAUAGGUAUACAUACAUGUUCAUAAAUCGAAUUAUCGACUGAAAACUAUUUUUAUCGGCUCUAUUGUCGGGAUCGCUGUCGGCGCCUCGGCGCUUGUUUAUAUAUAAAUAAACACACACACACACACACACACAUGUGCAUAUAAAUCGCUACGAAUUGAUAUAGUAGAGGCGAGAUGAAUAUGAAUGCGUGUAUGUGUCUGUCUGUGUGAAGGGACGCGAAAGACGGAGGCUGGAAAUGGAAACGCGAAAGGACGAACAAUGAUCGUGCGGGACCGGCGCGCGUGCGAUUUCUUAGGCUUAGAUCGUGCAAAUAUACCAAAAACGGAACGGAUACAAAGAAACAAACAAAACCGAUAGAGGUAGCGAAGAAGCCGAGUAUAAGAGACAUUUUGUAAUAAUGACUUUGUGAUAAGAUUGUAUCGUGUAGGAGACGAGAGGUAUAUAUGCGGGGCCGCUUUCUGAUCCCGCAUGGCGAAAUUUACCGAGCGAAAUCACCACGUUCGAUCGCUCACGAUUAGCGCGAAUCGGACGCGUAUUCGCGCGUUCGGCACUAUCGCCGCCAGAAACACUGCGAACGUAGACAAGUACGCGAAAUGCGGCGAAUUUUUAACGAAUUUUACCGUCGGCCGAGUUUCCCGACCGCGCACUCACAUCGUCUUCUUCGUCGGGUUCGCGAGUCGCAUCUUGCGCGAACCGUAGCUCCCCGCGUGAACUGGAAGAAGGACCGAUCGGACGAGUUGAAAGUCUCCACAUACUAACGCGGAUGGUUGAAAGGAAAGAAAGUCUGUCGAGGGACGAUAUGUCAGCAUGUAAAUUUGAGAUUCAUUUUUAGAGCUAUCACAAAUAUUCGCGAAUGUGAGUCUAUUUAUUUGGUAAAUUGUUAAUCGGGAAAACAUUUCGAGUUUUAGGGAAAUGAGAAGUUCCGUCAGCUGCAGAAAAAAAAUCGGUUUGUGGGGACUUGACGUUGCGCUAAUGUAAAUUAACAAUGUGCUUCUUCGUACAGGAGAUCUAUUUUCUCCGCUUUGUUUCUACGAUAAUUAACAAUCAUAAUUCUUGUUACAUCUUACUUCUGAAAGGAGACGAACGUAUCGGUGUUUAUGUUGCGAGCAGAUUUCGCGAUAUUUGGAAAAAGUAAGUGUUUAGAUUAUUUUUUGAAUGCGCGGGGAAGACAUAAGUGACGAAAUUUCAAGGUGUCGCGUAGAUGUUUUCAAAGUCACACGACAAGACGUUUACAACGUUUGUAGAACGUUUUCCCCCGGAAGUUUCUUCAGAUCAUUUUCCGAACGACGGAGAAGCGUAUUACAAGCUGAAACAACGGGCGGGAAUCGAAGACGUAUCUUGCGCAGCUUCCUUCUGACGUUCCUCGAGAAACCUUCGUACUAUCCUUUCUCUUGACAUUGUCAUGAUGUCCUUUCAUGAUCACUGUCCACACCUCGAGUUUCGACAAAAUACAUAUCCUCCAAUCCCUUAUUUUUUCUCGAGUAUCUUUGGCGAUAUUGGACAAAGCAAACUUGCGUGUAUUUGAUUAUUGGAUGGCAGUUAUGUUUUGUUUUGUUUUUUUUUUUUGUUUAAUAAAAUGGCAUUUCGUAGUCUUUUUUUUUGUUUUUAGGAUAUUCUGAAAUAUUAUUUCGAAACUUUUAAAUAUGAUAUAAAUAGGAUAUCGUUGAAAAUGAAUCAACAAUCAAUCAAUGGUGAUUAUGAUCAUAUAACGAUUUGUCAUUAAAAAAAUAAUGAAUUUUUGGGAUAUCAAAAUAUAUUAACUUCAUUCGCGUUAUUAUUAAAUGCUAUCCCACAGUUAGAUUUAUGUAAUUUUGCUUUGCCACCAACAACAUUAACAUGCACACGUGUGUCAGACCAAAUGAGCGGAGCAAUCGGUGUCGUUACGAAUGAAACUCUCACGAACGAACAAGCUUUAUCCGACACUUGCGAUCGUCUUGGAUGAGGGGAGGCGUCGCGCUCCGUGCAAAUUACCAAAGAUGUGUCUUUAAUUAAUUGAUGUACUUACACAACGCUAACGACUAAUCCUCCACGUUGGUGUUGAGCGUCUAUUCGUGAAGCACAACAAAAUCUGUGUGUAGAAUACCAUUACUUCGAACAGAUUAUUAGAAAAAUAAUAGUUGAAAUCGAGUUUUUGUGUUUACAAAUGUCAGUUUCCAAUAUUCAAAAUAAUACUGUGAGGAUUAAUCAUUGCAUUAUAUCAUUUAAACACUGAAUCCGUACGCAAACAUCAUAAUUGAUACGAUAUCUCAAAAUUGCACACUUAAAAUAUUGAAAAUUCUAAAAGGAUUACGGUAUUCAAUACACAGAUUAAUAUGUGUGGGUGAUCAAUGCUGACACACACGUUAAGUCGGUCGACUAACAAUAGCAAACGAGCACGCGUACACGUUAGUCUUGUGCGUAUAUACAAAUAGAGCCUAGUCACAAAUAUCGUUAACAAUUGAAAAGUCGUUUCUAUGUUCGUGUCAUUCUUAUCAUCGUCCCCCCAUCGUCCAGCACGUGCGUUGACGUUACUGUUAGUGCUGCUACGUUUAUUAUAUGUGGCUAUUAUUAUUAUUAUUAUUAUUAUUAUUAUUAUUAUUAUUAUUAUUAUUAUUGCUACGUUCAUCCUUAACUAGUUAUACUUGUUGCUCUAAUUUGAUUGCUAUUAUUAUUAGAAUUAUUAUUAUUAUUAUUACUAUUAUUCAUAUACCUAUAAUUAUAUUAUUUUAUAUUAUUAUUCUCUUAGUAUUAUUAUUAGUACUAUAGUGGCGAAUGAUGGCCUCGUUGGCAAUUAUUAUUACUAUUAUGACCAUUACUUCUAUUACUUUUAUAUGUAUAUUAUCGUACUUUGCGCGACAGCGAUCGCGAUUAUCGCUUGUUACUGUUACCGAUAUCGAUCGCUCGACCCAAAUUUAGCGCCUCGAUGGCAGACUAUCAAUGUAGAUUAGGACCAAGUCAACCGGGUAUUUUUAUCUUCGUUCUUACAGUACACUGCGUACGAACGUGUGGUUUUUCGCCAUAAAAUAACCCGAGUCGCGAACAUACGCGCGAUCAUUACAUGGUCAAAUAAGGAUCACUCUUUGAGACGGUCGUUUCCUAAACGAAGCACGUUAUAAUAGAGCGGGACAAUGUACUUACACAACGUUAACGAUUCGUUUUCGUGUUUGCUCGCGUAUUAAUUAUUCCAAAAAUCGGACCAAAUUGAUUAACGAGAGCGAACUAAAAUAUUUGAGAUCUCCUCUUUAGCGCUAAGACAGCUGUCAACAUUAACAAAUGUUAAUUACUAAUAUUGCGAGACGCUAUCGUUUUUCUUUUCUGCAUAAGAGACAUACAUACAAAAAAAUCCUUGUGUAAAUGUCUCAAUAUUUCUUGCGAAAUGGAAACGAAGAGGAGUGUUACUUAUGAUACAUUCUUACGAUAUGAAUCGUUCUCAAUUCUUGUGCAACCAGAAAAUCUGAAUUUUUAAUUUCACAUUACUUAGCAAUUGCAUUAUAACGCACAUUUACAACGUGGAACGCGUAAUUAUGAUGUAACUAAUACUUAAGUAAUCCCGCCGCACAUUAGUGAUAUAAGUUUCGAUUUCCUUUCCUCUUUCUUUCUCGCAACACGAACCGACCAAUUUGGUGAUCCUGUUCGACCGACGUUUCAAUGGCACGGUCGUCUACCCGAAUUAUUAUUUUUACGUUCGCAAAAUCCAAAUUUGUCGAUAGAUUAUAUUUCUGUUUUUACAUGUUUCAGUUAUUAUAGUCAUAAGACUACUCUGUUACCGUCGAGUACACCGUCUUAGCGUCGUUCAUCUGUCGUGCUUCUUUAUUUUUUUGUUUUCUUACAUGCUAGAAAUCGAAUUUGUUCUUUUUCUUUAGUUUUGUUCGUCCACCGCGUUUCUCUCUUCUAGUGUGUAAAAUGUCGCCUUUUUCUUUUAUCAGAGAGUGGGAUGCGUCCCGAACGGAGCUUUCGAGAUGACGAAUGAAUCAUGUCCAGUCGAAUGCAAAUUUUUUCUUAGUUUUAGCACGUUGGGUGUUGGCUGCCAUUCGCUAGUUUGCAUGUAAACUUUGCUAAUAUUGUAUAGUUUAAUUUUAUAGAAGAAAAGGAAGAGCAACACACACGGUAGAAUUGACCGAAGUUAAUAAUCGAUUGAUUCAAUUAAAUUAGUCAUCGAAAAUCCAGAAGUGCCGUCGAAAGCUAGAAUUUGAUAUUGACAAAUACGUUCGUGCGUUGAAAUAAUGUACAAUAUAUGGAACAUCAAAAUUCCGUCAGCACCGAAUAUCACAUUAUAAUUGCCUCCAGCACUCAACAUGUUAAACGUUCUUAAUUUAAGCAUUGCAAAUAGCGCGAUGUCCAAUAAUACUUAAACAUUGAGGGGGGAGGAGGGGGGGGGGGAGUAUUUGCGUGUGAUACAUGUGGCAUGUUUAAUUUAUCAAAGUGCGAGACGAAGGACAACAUUUUUACAAAUUUACAGCUUGCACGUAUGUUUAGACGAUUGAGAUAUUUUACCGAUAACUGUCACGUUACGUGUUAAGUUUUUCUGUUCCAAGUGUCUACUAUCGACGUGUACGUAUAAUAUUUGAGUCACGUAUCAUCGAGAUGCUCCGAGAGUCGCGGUCGAUCCCACUCAUUUGAUGAGACCGAUUCAGUUCUCAGCGAUCGAAGGAUAGACAAUGCGAAUAGAGUAUCGAAAUUUAUCAUUGUGGUUACCCUCCCACGUGUAUAUUGCGACGGCUUUUCAUGCGCACGCGCGCGCGUGUGUGUACGGGCAUUAAUUGUGUUUUUGUAUGUAUGUAUCUUUGUCACGUACGGACGUACACAAAUGAUGAGCGAUAUUGUUCAUCGCCGGAGUUUAACGUCGCGCUCUGCGUUAUUACUCUUAAUUCUCCAUUCUUUGUUUAAUUUUCUUUUUUUUUUUUUAUAUCUUUCUUUUUUCUUUUUGUUCAACUACCGUAACUACUUUUCGGCUUUGAACGGCGACGGAGAAAUCGCGGAGAUUAUGUUAGCGUAUCGUUGAGUAUACUUAUAUUUUUCUUUUCUGUUCUACUUCGUCCACAACGCGGUCAGCAUGUGACGUAUGUUGAAAAUAACAAUAUAUAUAUUUAUUUUGUUGUUUUAA
Messenger RNA from Dinoponera quadriceps, 10039 nucleotides. Its product is annotated as CUGBP Elav-like family member 2. Gene Ontology annotation, cellular component: ribonucleoprotein complex; nucleus; cytoplasm. Gene Ontology annotation, molecular function: mRNA 3'-UTR binding. The record is from RefSeq and is a predicted model, not a curated record. The transcript is spliced from 16 exons. NCBI's taxonomy places the organism in Eukaryota, Metazoa, Arthropoda, Insecta, Hymenoptera, Formicidae. Bases 2254 to 4014 code for a protein of 586 amino acids. Gene Ontology annotation, biological process: mRNA splice site recognition; regulation of alternative mRNA splicing, via spliceosome.